Messenger RNA from Sorex fumeus (smoky shrew), 1650 nucleotides. RefSeq names its product fizzy and cell division cycle 20 related 1 (gene FZR1). The transcript has 13 exons. The coding region runs from base 45 to 1538 and encodes 497 amino acids. Lineage: Eukaryota; Metazoa; Chordata; Mammalia; Eulipotyphla; Soricidae. Gene Ontology annotation, molecular function: ubiquitin ligase activator activity; anaphase-promoting complex binding; protein binding. The record is from RefSeq and is a predicted model, not a curated record. Gene Ontology annotation, biological process: positive regulation of anaphase-promoting complex-dependent catabolic process; anaphase-promoting complex-dependent catabolic process; positive regulation of ubiquitin protein ligase activity. Gene Ontology annotation, cellular component: anaphase-promoting complex.
GCUGACUUGGGGCGCCCAGUGGGCGGGCGGGCCUGCCCAACACCAUGGACCAGGACUACGAGCGGCGCCUGCUCCGGCAGAUUGUCAUCCAGAACGAGAACACCGUGCCGGGUGUGAGUGCCCGCGUGGCGGAGAUGAGGCGCACCCUGACCCCUGCCAACUCGCCCGUGUCGUCCCCGAGCAAGCACGGCGACCGCUUCAUCCCCUCCCGGGCUGGUGCCAACUGGAGCGUGAACUUCCACAGGAUCAAUGAGAACGAGAAGUCUCCGAGCCAGAACCGCAAGGCCAAGGACGCCACGUCUGACAAUGGCAAAGACGGCCUGGCCUACUCGGCACUGCUGAAGAACGAGCUUCUGGGUGCGGGCAUCGAGAAGGUGCAGGACCCACAGACUGAGGACCGCAGGCUGCAACCCUCCACGCCCGAGAAAAAGGGGCUCUUCACGUACUCCCUCAGCGCCAAGCGCUCCUCCCCCGAUGACGGCAAUGAUGUGUCUCCCUACUCCUUGUCCCCUGUCAGCAACAAAAGUCAGAAGCUGCUGCGAUCGCCACGGAAACCCACCCGAAAGAUCUCUAAGAUCCCCUUCAAGGUGCUGGACGCGCCCGAGCUGCAGGACGAUUUCUACCUCAACCUGGUGGACUGGUCCUCCCUGAAUGUGCUCAGCGUCGGGCUGGGCACCUGCGUGUACCUGUGGAGCGCCUGCACCAGCCAGGUGACACGGCUCUGUGACCUCUCCGUGGAAGGGGACUCCGUGACUUCCGUGGGCUGGUCUGAGCGGGGAAACCUGGUGGCCGUGGGCACGCACAAAGGCUUCGUGCAGAUCUGGGAUGCAGCCGCAGGGAAGAAGCUGUCAGUGCUGGAAGGGCACACGGCGCGUGUAGGUGCGCUGGCCUGGAACGCGGAGCAGCUGUCUUCUGGGAGCCGGGACCGCCUGAUCCUGCAGCGGGACGUGCGCACCCCGCCGCUGCAGGCCGAGCGGCGGCUGCAAGGCCACCGGCAGGAGGUGUGCGGCCUCAAGUGGUCCACAGACCACCAGCUCCUGGCCUCGGGGGGCAAUGACAACAAGCUGCUGGUCUGGAACCACUCGAGCCUGAGCCCCGUGCAGCAGUACACUGAGCACCUGGCCGCCGUGAAGGCCAUCGCCUGGUCCCCGCACCAGCACGGGCUGCUGGCCUCGGGCGGGGGCACCGCAGACCGCUGCAUCCGCUUCUGGAACACUCUGACGGGGCAGCCGUUGCAGUGCAUCGACACUGGUUCCCAGGUCUGCAACCUGGCCUGGUCCAAGCAUGCCAACGAGCUGGUGAGCACGCACGGCUACUCGCAGAACCAGAUCCUGGUGUGGAAGUACCCCUCCCUCACGCAGGUGGCCAAGCUCACCGGCCACUCCUACCGCGUCCUCUACCUGGCCAUGUCUCCCGACGGGGAGGCCAUUGUCACGGGUGCCGGGGAUGAGACGCUGAGGUUCUGGAAUGUCUUCAGCAAAACCCGUUCAACAAAGGAGUCCGUGUCCGUCCUCAACCUCUUCACGCGGAUCCGGUAGAGGGGGCGCCCGCCGGCCCAGGACCCUGAUGCUCAUUAAAGUCUCAUUCUCAACCCUCUGGGCCGCUGUUUGGGGCGGGCUGGGCGGACACCCCAGAACUGCCAGCCUGCCU